AUCGCCGGGCUUCCUGUGGAUUUGUUUUUAUCGAUGACAGAUGGUAGCCACCAAAGUGAAAACAAAAUGGCGGCCUUCAUCACAAGCGAAAGGGCCGAUCGAUACAAGACGAAAAUUGCUUCUGUUUGUAGUACUAUAUCACAUUUGUAGCUAGUCUAUCGGCAGGAGGGAGUGUUUUUAUCUAACGAUGCUUUCAUUGGACGAGUUUGAGGAACCAUUUGACAGCUAUGAGUAUGUUGAGCGUUUAGCAAGUACGGUGGCAGGUGGAGGGAGCAAAGGUGGACCAGAUACCUUCAAUCCCAGGAAGCUCUCCUGUGCAUUUGAGAAAACAAUUCAAGAUUUACGUGCCCUUGAUGAGAAAUUACAGGGGCGCAUUAAUAAGCUGGAGGAGCUGUGUAUCAAAGAGCAGCAAGAACACCGACAGAAGGCGACAGACCUCCAGUCUACAUACAAGGUAGCAUUUGGUUUGUUCCAAGAGUUGGAUGACCGUAUCAACUAUGUUGCCACAAAAGUUGUUCACCUGGGUGACCAGCUUGAGGGGAUCAACGCCCCACGCUCCAGAGCACUAGAGGCUCAGGAACUCAUGAAGUACUUUAAGGAGUUCUCCAGCCAGGAUGAGUUGACGUCGAAAGUCUUCUCUGACCCUGACCAGAUUCAUGAAGCUGCCAAUAUUAUCCAGAAGUUGUCUUUAAUUGCACAAGAGCUUCCAUCUGAGAGAUUUGAGGAUGUUAAAGAAAGAAUACAAGAUCGCUAUAAUCAAGUCGAAGGUGACCUGAUCAGCCAGUUCAAACAUGCACAUCACUGUGGUGAUACAGACAAGAUGAAGGCGUGCGCAGAGACACUCGUACCAUUCAAGGGCUACUCGCAGUGCGUGGAUAUUUUCAUUGAGCAGUGUCAAAAGGGUCAAUUUCUCUCUGCUGACGUGUUCAAAGAUGUUGGCCUAGUGUGUGAAAAUGUGCACAGCCUGGUGAAGGAUGUGUUUGGCUCAAAUGCUGAGAUAGUCAUGGGCAAAUUUGUGCAGAAUCUUCACGAUGGUGUCCUGCAGAAACAUGUGCAAAGCAAGCUCCUUAACUUUGGAUUUGAUAAAGAGCAGUCUCUAAAGAACUUGUUUACUCUUUAUGGCAAAGCCAAGGAGACAAGUAAGCAGCUAUCAGAAUAUAAAAUGGGAUCUGAUUCUAACUUCCUGGAGAGGUUGAGAAAAAAUCUUUUCAAUGAGUAUCUGUCCAAGUACAUAAGCCAUGAGCUUGAAUACCUCCAUGAAAAAUCAACCCUGAUUCUUGAGCGGUACUACAAUAAGAUUGGUCACCAGAAGAGAGAACGCCCUUUUGCUGGGACAGGAUUGCUUACUCAAGAACUGCAGAAGAGGAUCCCAGGCCGCCUGGCUGCACCUACAGAGAUCAGCAAGGAGACAUACCUCUCUCAGGAUGUUGCUGUCAACCUUCUGCAGGAGAACAAAGUGGCCCUAAAAAGAUGUGAAAUGUUGUCAAGUGCAUCUGAGAUGGCAUCCAAUGCAUUUGCCAUUUACCAGAAGCUACUAGAUCAUCUAUGUGCUGAACAUAUUGACUACGCCCUAGACAUGGCAAUACACAACUUACCGCCUGCAGAUCCUAGAUCGCCAGUUGAAACAGUAUUCUUUGAUGUUGUGGAUCAAGCCAAUGCUAUCUUCCAUCUACUGGAAAAGCACUUCACUGAUGCAAUUAUACGCUUGGUCGGCUCCACGCCAGUUUAUGCAGAGUGUGUGCGCAAGAAGAAAGAGGGCAUGGAGAUGAUGGAGACUAAGCUUGACAGUGGUCUGGACAGAGUCCUGACGUCACUGGUAGGGUGGAUCCGUUAUAUUCUGAACACAGAGCAGAAGAAGACCGACUUCAAGCCGGAAUACACACCGGACGAUAACUGGACAGGACUUGAUCUUUUCAGCUGCACUUCGGCUUGUUCAAAGAGUUGCCAGUUCAUCCGUGCGCAGCUUGAGAGAAUACGCGAUGCUUUAGAUGGCAAGAAUCUCGAGUCUGUGCUCACUGAGUUCGGCACAAGAAUACAUCGAUUACUUUUUGAGCAUCUCCAGCAGUACACUUAUAGCUAUGAUGGUGGAAUGCGUGCUAUUUGUGACAUCAAUGAAUAUCGAAAAUGCAUGAAGGAGUUUAAGAUCCCAUUACUUAUAUCAUUGUUUGAGACACUACAUCAAUUAGUCAAUUUAUUGGUGGUGGUGCCGGAGAAUUUACGACAAGUUUGCAGCGGAGACCAGCUGGCGGUCCUUGACAAGUCUGUUCUACAGCAGUUUAUUCAGCUACGAGCAGACUACAGAACGUCCAAACUCCAGCGCCUCUUAGUGUAACCUGAAUACUAAAAUAUAAAAUCAGUGUUAAGAUAUAUAGUCCUACUGGUUGGUAAAUAGACUGGUCUUACAAGGGACCAAAUCACCUAACCGUGAUACAUUGCAAAGGACGAGUAAGCACUGAGGGCAGCGUCGUCGUUUUAUGUGCUGCUUUCAACACAGGUAGCCCAGGCAAUGGUUUUUAAGCUUGUUCGUAGCUUGGAAUCAGCUGUUAUUCUGAGAUUCUGGAUUGAAGUAGCGAUUAUUUUUCACUACUUAAAUCCUCUCGUUUUAUCUCUCAGAACUCAAAACUACCGAUUUUCCUCUGAGCCGAGUCCAAGCUACGAACAAGCUUCAAAACCAUUGCCUGGGCUACCUGUGCUUUCAAAUGCAAUGCAUGCAAAUGGAACAUGAAGCAAUUGCCGCGUUAAAAACGGCGCAUGGAAAUAAGGGCGUUUGCCCUUUUUGAAAUAGAUGUAUACCUAUACACACAUUAGCACGUCAGCAUUGCAGUGGGCUUUGAAACAUCUUAGGACCCAAACAGCCCCAGGCCAAUCACGUCGCCUUUUUUGCGCCCAUACAAUACAGUUAUACUAAAAGAAUCCAUUUCAAUCGGCUUAUCGAGCAAGUGACUGAGUAGUUUCAAUAGAAUAUCGUUAAAAGGUUCAACUUCAAUCGUGGGUGUUUAUUUUAUAGUUUUCUUGCAAAUAAACCAAUGUAUUUUCAAUUGCAAACGAUAAUGAAGGAGUGGUCCAUCGACUUUAUUUAAAGCUUUUGCUGUUUGUACACCAGCAUUAAUUCCAUGUCUUGUGGUCCGUAGCAACAAUUGGCAUUUGACGUGUGGUCCCUUCAAAAUAACCCUAAAUUUUAAAGGGUUAAUUCACUUUUAAAUAUGUUCUCUUUAAAACUUUGGAAAACUUUUCACACGGCUUUAGCUUGAUAUGUAGGAAAAAUUGAUUUGCAUUUAUAGAAACAACCAAACAUGUAAAAUAAACAUUACAUUGUACAAUGGAAUAUACCUGUUGUCAAAAUAAUGUAGCGUAUUCUUUCAUUUAGCGUCACCGGGGAUUUAGUGGAAUACGUUUUGUGGGUUUAAAAGGCAGAGUAAAUCGGGUAGCAUAUUCUUUAUUUGUGUUGAUUCUCACAAUGUCAAAUGUAAAUGUACCAUACAAUAAAUACAUUUUUUUACUA
Messenger RNA from Nematostella vectensis (starlet sea anemone), 3502 nucleotides. RefSeq names its product exocyst complex component 5. Lineage: Eukaryota; Metazoa; Cnidaria; Anthozoa; Actiniaria; Edwardsiidae. The transcript has 20 exons. The record is from RefSeq and is a predicted model, not a curated record. Gene Ontology annotation, biological process: Golgi to plasma membrane transport; exocytosis. Bases 188 to 2332 code for a protein of 714 amino acids. Gene Ontology annotation, cellular component: cytoplasm; exocyst.